ACAUAAAAUAACGAAAUUUAGGAACAGGAUGACAUAAAAUAGCUCUCUGCUUGCGCAUCAAAGUAAGGGCAGAGUCCGUUCAAUAAUAAUAAUAUCCGGUGAUGGCAGCUCAGCGUCUCGUCACCGUCGGCAGCCCAACCCUCCCAAUCCCAUCCGUUACUUCCUCUCCAUGUCGCCCCUUUUCAUCGUUCCGGUCUCAUCUGCACCUCCAAAGCGGUGCGUUUUGGAAGAGGAAAACGCCGACGAAAAUCCUUAUCAGCCUCUCCUCCACAAGUAGCGGUUCUAAACUUGCUGCCUUGCCCUUCGACCUCUCACCACCUCCCAUUGAUCACGACCUCCUCGAGACUGUUACGCUUGCAGGUGCAAAGGUUUCAGAUGAUGGCAUUAUCGAAACAUUUAAUAAUGAUGAUGAAGCGUUAGAUGCCGCUGAUAAUGGUGUUGUGGUUGUGGACCUUUCACAUUUUGGACGGAUAAGAGUCAGUGGAGAAGACCGUAUCCAGUUUCUUCAUAACCAAAGCACAGCAAAUUUUGAAUGUCUUCAUGAAGGACAGGGAUGUGACACUGUUUUUGUUACACCAACAGCUCGGACGAUUGAUAUUGCGCAUGCAUGGAUCAUGAAAAAUGCAGUUACAUUAGUGGUUUCACCGGAGACCUGCCAAAGCAUAAUCAAAAUGCUGAAUAAGUACAUAUUUCUUGCUGACAAGGUAGAGAUUCAAGACAUCACCAAGCAAACUUGCUUGUUUGUUUUACUGGGACCCAAAAGCAAUCAAGUAAUGGAGGACUUGAACCUUGGCUAUCUUGUUGGACAAGCAUAUGGCACACAUCAACAUUUUAGUGUAAGUGGGAUGCCGAUUACAAUAGGGGUGGGAAAUGUCAUUUCUGAAGAAGGUUUCUCUCUAUUGAUGUCACCAGCUGCUGCUGGAUCCGUCUGGAGUACUAUUCUUUCUCAGGGUGCUAUCCCAAUGGGUUCUAAUGCAUGGGAAAAACUAAGGGUUCUUCGUGGAAGGCCGGCUCCUCAGAAAGAACUUACUAAUGAAUUUAAUGUCCUGGAGGCUGGUCUCUGGAAUUCCAUCUCUCUAAACAAGGGGUGUUACAAGGGACAGGAGACUAUAUCUAGACUCAUAACAUACAAUGGAGUCAAGCAGAGGCUCUGGGGACUUUGUCUAUCUGCGCCAGCAGAACCUGGCACCCCAAUUACACUUGAUGGGAAAAAGUUGGGAAAGGUGACAAGUUAUGCAUCUGGAAGAAAGGAAUCUGAGCAUUUUGGUUUAGGCUACAUCAAGAGGCAAACUGUUUCAGAGGGAGACACCGUAACCGUUGGAGAAAACGUCACAGGGACAGUGGUCGAAGUUCCUUUUCUUUCUCGCCAAUGUCAGCCAACCCAGAGUUCAGGUUCUUGAGGUCUGAUAAUUAUGUUGAUUUAGUUGAACUUUAAAAUUUUAAACCCUCAUAUGUAUCAUUUCUUUACCAUGCAGUUUGACAUAUAGAUCAUGUUUCUUCUUAUUGAAUCAAUGAUGGUUGCAGAUGUGCAGCGUUUUGAAUGACUCA
Messenger RNA from Juglans microcarpa x Juglans regia, 1548 nucleotides. Its product is annotated as putative transferase At1g60990, chloroplastic. The transcript has 12 exons. The record is from RefSeq and is a predicted model, not a curated record. Gene Ontology annotation, molecular function: aminomethyltransferase activity; protein binding. Gene Ontology annotation, biological process: glycine decarboxylation via glycine cleavage system. Bases 102 to 1400 code for a protein of 432 amino acids. Gene Ontology annotation, cellular component: mitochondrion. Lineage: Eukaryota; Viridiplantae; Streptophyta; Magnoliopsida; Fagales; Juglandaceae.